Molecule: messenger RNA, 14164 nt
Organism: Bactrocera oleae (olive fruit fly)
Lineage: Eukaryota; Metazoa; Arthropoda; Insecta; Diptera; Tephritidae
Source: RefSeq, a predicted model, not a curated record
GUCACACUCCAACCUAUGAGGAAAUGCUCGCCGAUGUGCGCUUUCCAUAGGAUUUUCUAUACUGUAAUACCUCAAAACGCGAAUGAGCAUCGACCGUGAACGUUGACGAGGAAUAAUUGCAGCGCUAAAGCUAGUGAAUACAUUAAAAUUCCGUUAAUGGAUAGGCUAAGCCAACGCGAUUGAAGGCUGAGUCUUUACAAGCAACUUUCGUUGGUGGUAGAGAACGAAAAAUAAUCAUUGUGUCGAUAGUGAAAAAAGUGUGGGAGUGCGGAGGAGAAAGUAAUUUAUUGCUAUACGUACAUAUAUAUAUUAUAUAUACACGCAUAUAUUUUAUAUGGUUGGCGAUUAAGUUCAAGUGUCAAAUAAGAGUGCUAAAACUAUUAACGAAAGCAAACUUCAAUUCAAUUUAAUAAAAUCUUAGAGAAAAUUAAAAAACAAAACUCAUCAGCAAAACUCGGUCAGCGGACCUCGAAAAUAGCGAACGGUCAAUGAAAUAUGAAUUUAUUGAUUUUCUGCAGGGGCAGCAUUGAACUAAUAUGCAUGGCACGCAAUUACUGUUAUAAUUUCUUUCUCUAGUUUUAUUUCAAAUAUGUUUCUUUGCUGAUAUCAAGAAAUUUCUGCGCAAUUUUCGAGCGAGUGUGAAAUUUCUCCAUAUCAUUUGUUGUGUAAUCGGAGGCAGCUCACAGUUUUUUUCGUCAGCUCCUCCAACUAAAGUCAAACACGGUUCGCCUGAGAGAAGCUGAAUUGGGAAAAAUGUUGUCGCAAUUACAACAAAACAACGUAGCUCUACUAGCGUAAACAGCAAAAAGCGAAAUAAUUAAAUAAUUUUCGUUGAAUAACUGUUUCGCAGCUAAGUUGCAGGACAUCUAUUAGAGAAGAGCAGAAAAGCAUUACAGCGUGAAACUUGCUGAAAAUACGAGCAGCCACAUCAAAUCGGUCCAUCAGCAGUGUCUGUCAUAUGCUAACGGCAUCAUCGUCACGGCAAAGAAACAAUACCGAACUGCAGCCAAGAACAAUACAGAAACAAUCGAACCAACAUAAACGCAUCGUCAGCAGCAGUAAUAACGCUUUACACUGCUUGCCUCUCUGCUCUCCAGCUUUACGAACCGACACCGAUGCGUGCAAAAUUGUUCGAGUGCUUCGUAUUGAUUUAAGGUUGUUUGCUAAACGAAAAGUACACAGAAAUACAAAUAAAACAAAGGAAGCGCAUAACUAGAAAGUUAUAAUUAAUAUAAUAAUGCUACAACAAAAACAACUACCAAUACUAAUGCAGUAGAAAAGUGCUCUCAAUACAAAAACUAAAGUUUCACUCUCGUGUUUUUUGAGAGACAAAAGUAACAACAACGAAUAGCAAUCAUCAGCUGAGUCGGGAAAAAGCGUGGCGUAGAAACGGAAAUCGAGACUGUAAUUCAAAAGAUAAAACAGAAAACAACAAUUUAAAGACGCGACUUUCGCUGUCAUUCUGCUGAUACUAAACAGACCCGUUAAACAAAUAAAAGUAGCACAAAAUGCCGCCAAACACGAAUACGAACACCGAAGAGCAGCUGCCAGAAGAUUCGACGCAAAGUCUGGAACCGGCCGAUCAAAAAGUAGAAGAGACCACGCAGCGUGAGGUGUUCCGUGAGCUAGCGCAAAAACAAGCGGAACAACAGCAAUCGGAAAGUCAAAAAAUGUUCACCACUUUGACACCCAAAACCACAACAGAGGCCGAAGAGGAACCCACCACAACAACUGCGUCUACCAUCCAGAAAAUCGGACAUGCCGGCGAAGUCGUCACCGAAGUGAUUGCCGAGAAAACUGGUCUGCCCACAUGGGGCGUGGUGGCAAUUAUCAUACUGGUAUUCCUCGUCGUCUUUGGUAUACUCUUCUUUUGUGUACGUCGUUUCUUAAAGAAGCGACGAACCAAAGAUGGUAAGGGUAAGAAGGGUGUCGAUAUGAAAUCGGUACAAUUAUUAGGAUCGGCGUAUAAAGAGAAACCUGAUAUGGAGGAACUCACCGAAAAUGCUGAAGAAGGCGAUGAGGAGGAUAAACAAAGCGAGCAAAAAUUAGGAAGACUGAAUUUUAAGCUCGAAUAUGACUUCAACUCGAACAGCUUAGCGGUCACCGUUAUACAAGCCGAAGAAUUGCCCGCGCUUGAUAUGGGCGGCACAUCGGAUCCUUAUGUUAAAGUAUAUUUGCUACCCGACAAGAAGAAGAAAUUCGAAACCAAAGUGCACCGCAAAACGUUGAACCCGGUCUUCAAUGAAACCUUCACAUUUAAGAGCUUGCCGUAUGCCGAUGCCAUGAAUAAGACGCUCGUAUUUGCCAUAUUCGAUUUCGAUCGUUUCUCCAAACAUGACCAAAUCGGUGAGGUGAAGGUGCCACUCUGCACUAUUGACUUGGCGCAAACUAUCGAGGAAUGGCGAGAUUUGGUCAGCGUUGAAGGUGAAGGUGGACAGGAAAAGCUUGGCGACAUCUGCUUCUCACUGCGUUAUGUUCCAACUGCUGGCAAGCUAACUGUGGUCAUCUUGGAGGCAAAGAACUUGAAAAAAAUGGACGUCGGCGGAUUGUCUGAUCCAUAUGUGAAAAUUGCAAUCAUGCAAAAUGGAAAACGUUUGAAAAAGAAGAAGACAAGUAUCAAAAAAUGCACCCUCAACCCUUACUAUAAUGAGUCGUUCUCAUUUGAAGUACCAUUUGAACAAAUACAAGUAUGCGAGAAUGUAUUAUACUAUCCUACUACUAACUACUUAAAAACUACUACUAUUACUACCACUACUACUAAUACUACUACUACUACAACUACUACUGCUACUUCUACUACUAACUACUUGAAAACUACUACAAUCACAACUGCUAAAACAAAAUACCUACUAAAAUUACUCUUAUUACUACAACAACAAAUACUACUACUACUAUUAACCCCACUACUACCACCCAAUCAACGUUAUAUUAAAUGUUCUCCCCGCUCCCACUCACCUGCCUUGUACUUGCAAAGUUAUCGAUGUUUUUUGAAACAGAAAAAAUAUACCGCAAGAAUAUUAUAAAUCCCUACAUAGCGAACUAAUCCACUACAUAUUUUGAAAGUCUACAUUCAAUGUUUUGUACAUACUAAGUACCGAUUGAGUUUGAAUAACCGUUAUAUACCACAUAUCUGCCACACUAAAGUAUUCGUACAGACGCCAACAGCAAAACAAACAAACAAGUUACUACGUACCAUUUAAUUUAGACCAAGUACCACUCUUAAGUAAUAAUGAUUAUUUGUAAUCGGUGUUCGCUCAAUAUUUUAACCAAGAAGGCUUCAUUUUCGCAGUUUUUGAUUUUUUCUAUGGAAAAGUCGGCCGCUUAGUUACUAUUAUUAUGAUUUUUGUUGAAGAAAAUUAUUCAAAAAUUUGUUGUUGUAAAUACGCAAAGCAAACUGCUGCUACAUUUUCACUCGGCAAGAGUACCGCUGUGUGUAUACAUAUAUGGUACAUACAUCACUGCUUUAUUUUUGCUUUGACAGCGAUAUACACAUGCGUGCGUACUUUGUUUUUGGCUUAACUGUUAUUUAAAAAGUGGCAAAUUUUUGUGUAGCUUACAUAAAUGUGUUAAUGAAUAAGUAUUUGAGUUAUUUAAGUUAAAUUUUUUUAUUAUUUAACAAAAGCAAAUAUUAAAACAAAACUUUAUUUUAUUUUUAAAUUAUUUUUAUAUUAGAACCAAAAAUUUAAGCAAAUUAAUUAUUAUAAAAUUAAAACAAAAACAAAAAAUUACAUUGAACGGUGGUAGCACGUAGGACUGUGCACGAUUAGUCCUUAACCAAUUUCUACCUAGUUUAGGCUUUCGUAGCGAAAUACUUAAUUAACGGCUUUAUACACAAACACAUGUGUACAUAUGUACAUAAGUAUUACUAACAAAAGUAUGGCGGCGUAGAUUGCAAAGUGUGGUCUGCACGCGAAUUCAAUGCAAACUUUCAAAAUACACCGAAGUACCUCAUUCGUUAAUCACGAUGAGUAAAAGUCAGCUGACGGCAGCUGUGAGGAGCUCAAAAACCCGACAAUUGUAUAUGUGCAUGGAGAGAGACUCUGCAUCUUUGUAAUUUGGAGUUUCUGACUCAAGUUUUUUUUGUUGAUUCACUAAUCGAAAACGCUUUCGACUUGACACUCUCAACACUCAAACACAACUCAAACCAAUAUAAUUAAUCGUAUGAAUGCAGGUGAUAUCCACUGCGGGGGGUAAGGGAUUCAGCGAAGGUACAAGCAAAUAUAAUUAUUCUCAAACACUUCAAUAAUUUAACUCCACUUGAACAAAAUCUUUUGUUUCAGAAAAUUGCUUUUCUUUGUUUGCCAUGCGCAGUAAGAACUUUUUACUUCAAAAUUGGUUACACUUCCGGUAUCCCGGUUCAUAACAGUAUGCUAUGAGCUGAACUACCUCAAACUGACAGUUUUAGGUAGCUUCCAGAGCUUCCUUUUACUCUUUUACUGUGUAACUUUUACAGUGAAAGUAAGUAAGAUUGUCCAGCGGAAUUUUAUUGAAAGAUGCAUUAGUUAAAAAAAACAUCUCUUUCAAUAAAAAAAAGUUUACAAUGAUAACUUCUUGGGAUUGUUGGAGUUGACAAGGAAAAUAGUUUUCGAAACCGACCUCAUCAAGUAGAAUUCUCCAGUCCAUAACUUAACAUUGGAAGACCUCUUAUCGCGGUUUCCUAAAACCUAAGUUAUAUAGUUUAUAUUGCAGUCAAUUUAGUACGCGAUACUGCGAAACCUAGGUCACGAGCGGUCUGAGGUCAUCAAUGCACCGAUUGCGCUCUGACCCACAAUGAUUUCGCGUUGUGCCCACUGCACACCUGGUUCUUUUAUCAGCUAUUACUCUCAGCAACAGAUUAUGCCCACUGAGUGAUCUCUAAAAGUCCAUAGAUUGCCCCAUUGUACGUCCUUGCGCAGUGAAGCUUCUUCUUCCAUUAGCUUAUCUACUUUAUCGUACAAAAAAGAUUGCAGCUACCUUCUAAAUAAAAAGAUACCCGAGAAGAGUGUUUUAAUAAUUCAGUAAUUUAGCUGCCUACCAAAAUAGAGUAUUGGAUAGAAGUGUGCACUUCCUUACCUCAGAAAGUAAACUCAACAAGCUUUCGAAAGUUAUUUAACCGAUAGCGGUUCCAUGAAAAAGCUUAUUCCAAAAAUCAUCAGACGAUGACGGUAGAUUUGAAACUAGUAAGUUCUCAGAUCGGUUGCCGAUGGACAUCAGGGGCUUGCCUCAAAUGGGAAGAUGGUCGACAUAAUAUCUCUGGAAAAGUGUUAGGCGUUUUGUUUAUAUCUAAUUCGAACAAAAUUCAAAUAGUUUUUUUUAAAUUACAAUACCCAUUGAUAUACACCUUCCAUAUUAAGGACGUUUUCAAGAGACUCCUUCACUCUACAUUCUGCUCGUAUGGAAACUGUACACUGUACCAUGUGUACUAAUUUGGAUCUCUUAACAUCCUAAAUUCCACAUAACAUCUUGAUUCUGGUAUGUUGGUGGUUGGUUCUAAUGCAGUACAUCACAUCUAGCAAAGACAGCUCUUUCUGAACCUUCUUCUUCGUAUGAUCUUUCCUUACUUCGUCCCUGGAGUGAAUAUCACCACGAUACAUUUUAUGUACUCACCACCAUAAGGGGUGGGUACUUCUUACAACUCCUUCAACUCCUAUUUAUUUUCUAACUAACUAACACUUGGUAAUACAAAGCUUCGCUACUGAUCAGCUCCCAAGGAGUUGCAGCGUGAAAUAGUCAAUGUACAUACAUAUAAAUAUUAUAUACUAUACAUAUGUACAUAUGAAUAUUGUCGGCGUCAAUAACGACGACCGCUAUGGGUUCGUUGUUUUGACACUGUCUUCUGAUUUGAUACGAUAUUACAACAGCAAUAACAAAUCGCAAAACAACAACAACUACAACAAGCACUAGAACUACAACUACAAGAACACUGCACAACAAGAAAAACCAACAAAGAAUAUUAACAAAUGCUAACGGCGCAAGUAGCUGAAAGGAGUAAACUAAAAGAAAACUAAAGAAUAAAACAAUAAUAACAAUUGAGAAGUGAAAAAAGAGAGGACUAAACUUACAAGUCGUCAAAACUUUUUUUUGUGGUCCAGUGAUGAAAAUUAUUAGUUUUUUGAAAUUAAUUAUAAUUUUUGAAAUACACUGGUUGAUACUCACAUGUACAUACAUAUAUUUUAUUCAAUUCUCUUGCAAAUUACAAAUUUACAAUGUAUGUAGUUAAAAUAGUAGUAAUGUUCCGAGCGUCAGCUAGACCCAAAAAGAAUGUAGCCGAGUUGUUUCGAGUCAGUCAUGCUGACCGCUCUCACGCCCCCUAACUGUGAUACUCCAUAGUCCCUGAACGAUGGACUUUAAACCAAUACCAAAACACACACAGCAAAAAAACAAACUUCGCAAAAAUGGGAUUGAAUAUUAUACAUUUUCGUUUACCAGUAUUUAAUGAACAUUAUUCUUUGGUGAAGACGUCAACCCAGACGCCGAGUAGCCAUGUGUUCGUAAAGAAAAUGUUCAUUUAAAUAUCACCAAAAAAUAAUAUAACUAUUACAGCAAUAUCUCAUAUCCAUUGACACUGUUUGACAUAAUCGCACCGUUAUACUUAUGUAUGGGUGGCACUACGGCCAUUCUAGUCGCUCUUACAUACUUAUUUACCACAUACAAAGCUUAUGUAUGCUAACUUUGUGAUAAGCUGAUAAGCGAUCAACAAGCACUGCCUCAAAACCACCAAAAAUGCUGAAUGUAACCACAUAAUCGUACAUAUUACAUAUCGAAAUUAGAAUAUACAUACAUACUUACUGCAAUUAUAGUUUUAGAUUAGACCAAAUAUCUAGUUAGGCUAGAAAAUACCGUUACUGCUGAUAUUUCUUUUUUUUGCAUGUGUUUAAUAAUACAAUUCGCCGCUUAAGUGAUCAAUACUUGGCGUUUACUAGCCUAACAGUAAGCUAUUUUACGUUAAAGCUUCCAUUUUUGUAGCUUUUAAAUCAGCUUGCUCAACUUUCAAAUUACAUACUUAGCUUAUUAGCUUGUAAAACUCAUGUUUUUAUAAUUGCAUAUAUAGUAGCGAAAUGAGCAAAAUUUAUGCUUUCUUUUAUUAGGCCAUUUGAAAAUAUAUAAAAAGUGAAAAGCAUUUCAAUCCUAACCAAAGUAUAAAGAAAGAGUCUCCAUAGCAUCCUUUUGCAAAUGCUCAAAAUGCUCUGCUUUACUACUUAUAGAAUCAAAGGUAAAGUUAGAUUCUUUACAGUUUCACAAAGUUAUUUAAAUGAUAUGCUAAAUGAAAUGAUCUCAUAUGAAGAGAGCUAAACGCUACCGUCCCCAAGUACUUUUUCAGUGAUUUUAAUUUAGAAUACACUUUUUUUCUCUUGAAAUUUCACAAAAGGCUUAUCAUUGACUUGACAAAGUAUUUUCCAAUAGUUUAUUUAAUGUUUGAAUCCAAUUAUUAUAUCCCUAAAUAUUUUAAACAAUAAAAAGUGAUCAAAAGUAUUAAUUAUUGAAUUUACCGCCUACAAUACUUCUAACCUCUAAUAAAAUUUGAAAAGAAUAAUUUCUAUUUAUAAGAAGUCAACUUAAAUUAAGAAGUUUUUUUAGCCUAGGAAACAAAGAUUGUCACAAAAGUGAAACUUUAAGAAGACUGAGUCUAUGCUAUUAUCAAGUCAGUAUAGAAAAAGAAUACACACAUUAUAUUUGGAAAACUUAACGAUUUUUUAAUUAGUAUAAUUGCAAUUUUGCAAUUUAGUCUUAGAACAUUUCCCUGUUUUGCUCAUAUAUAAUACACUUGAUAUUAUUAUACAUACAAAAUUUGUUCUCGUCGUUAUUGGUAAUUGUAGUUAGAGUUUAAUUACAUUUAAGUAUGCCUAUAUUGAGACAAUCACCAUCCAACUCCUUCAACCAACCCGCAAAAUUGCACAAACCUAGCGUUACACUAGUUGUUCGUGGUGCACAACUCCCCCCACUUCUCUGCUCACUCAGAUUAUCAUGCGAAAGAUCCUAUUUUAACAACUACAAACAAAAACUCUUCUUCUUCAACAAACUAUAAAACAAAAACAAAGUCAAAAGAAAAUUAAAAUAAAUAAUUUUAAUUAAAGUUUUUUUUAUUAAGAUAAAUAAAAUAUUUAUAUUAAAAACAAAAGAACAAGAAACAUAAAAAACUGUGACCGCAACAAAUGCAGGAAAUUUGCUAUAAAAUAUUAUACAUAUCUUACUAAUCUAUUUUAUUCUCUACAAAAACUCAACCAUUUUGCUGCCAUUUUGCUGCCAUUUUGAUGUCAUUAUUUUACUGGAUACUACCUCAGAAAAUCUGUCUCGUCGUUACUGUUGUGGAUUACGAUCGUAUCGGUACAUCUGAGCCGAUUGGACGCUGUAUACUCGGCUGUAUGGCUACCGGCACCGAAUUGCGACAUUGGUCCGAUAUGUUGGCCUCACCAAGACGGCCGAUUGCCCAAUGGCAUACAUUGAAGGAUCCCGAGGAAACCGAUGAAAUACUGAAGAAUAUGAAGUAAAGUGACGGGCAGUUUAUGUAGAAAGUACUAAGUAGAAGGUGUGAAGAAUGUGAGACUUGAAGAUCAAGUUGUUCAUCAAUACAAUGAAUCCAUCUAGUAAACGCAAAAUAAAUCAACUAACAUAUUUACAUGCUCACUAUGUAAUAGUUACCCUAUCGUACCGUACCGAAAAUGAAUGCUAGAGAUGAUAGUCUAACACAACAAAAAAUAAAUUAAUAUGCCGUCAACAACAAGAAAAACAAUAACAACAAAAACAAAAUAAAUCAAACACAUAGACAACAAAGUACCGAACAACAACAAAAGGCAAACCGCUCAUCAUUAGUUCCACAUAGAAAAAGUAUAAAUCUUUGAAGAAGAAACGUCUUAUUCGCAUAAAAAAAUACAUACAUACAUCCUAUAUAUAUAUAUAUAUUUAUGUACAAUACAUAAACAAAAAUAAUUUAAAUAUUUGUUAGUCCUCGACUCCGACCUCGAAAACAACAAUCAAACACACCGCGAUAAAACAAACUAGAGAAAUUUUGAAAAAAUUAUAUGAAAAAAAUGAAUCGCAUAUUCGCUGUCAAAUGCAGCUUUGGCCGCGGCGAGGCGAGUCAGUUAUGAAAAUAGAAAAAUCACAAAAACUACUCUUAGACAAAUAUUUAAAUAAUUACGAAAAUCACACGCAUACAUAUAUACAGAAAUAUGUAUGUGUGUAGUUAUGCAUAUGAAAAACCAAAACUCUGUAACUGUUGACUUCCUGUUAAAAUGUUUAUAUAAAAUCAUAUGCAAUGAAUUAAGAUGCAUUGUGUUGUACUCUACUAUAUUGCAUCGUCUAGUAUAUAUUGUGACCGUAUUGUACUAUAUACAUAAUUCUAUAUACAUAUAUACAUAUAUAUAGAUAUUGAGAUGCCUCUAUUGUAUCUACAUAUGCUCUUUCCAAAAUUGUUUGUUUUCUGCUUUCAGCUCGAUUUUUUAGAAAUUAGUUUUUCACACUAUUAUAUUUGUUUCAUAAUUUGUACGUAUUUAGUGUUGAAAGCGAUGUUUCAAAGGUUUAAACUAAAUUUAGCAAAAAAUGCUAAUUAAAAAUUUAAGAAAGUAAUGAAAAUGAAACCUUUAAACCCAAACCAAAAAGAGUAUUAAUUCAAAGGUGCAAAAACUAAAUAAAAAAUUUUCAAUUUCUAAUACUGUUUGCAAUUUUUGUCACUAUUCCAAUUGUAAUGUAAAUUGUAUUUAAAUUUUAAUUAAAUAAUAAAGUUGUUGAAAACUUACGCCAUAAGAAAAUUAUGAAUUUUUCAAUUCAAAUCGAUUAAAAAUACUAAAACUAAUAUUUACGCAGCAAAAAUAAUAAAAAAUAAACACCGUCGCAUGGGAUGCUAUAAUACUUUUCGUGUAAUAUAACACUCAAAAAACUCUCAUUGUAGAAUACAAAAAAUAAAAACUUGCGUACAUAAAUGGGUUUUCUGCUAGCUAAAUUCUUUUUAAGUAGAGUGGAAAUUCUACUACUAUUACACCAACACAAAAAUAAAACACGUGUUUCACAGAGUUUUUGAACUGAAUCUUUGAACAUUAUAGCAACUUUCUAAUUUUAGCACACUUUUGCGACCUUCCUAACAAUUGUGAGGUCUCCUUCAUACUGACAAAAGCUUCGCAACAUAACGCUUUGUAUAAAAUUAGAAAAUCCAAAAGAAAUCUGACAAUAUUUUUUACACAUCUCAUUUGUGCAGUUGUUUUAAACCAGUUUCAACUACAAACCAAACUGAGUAGUGUUUUUUUCUUACCUUCUUUGGCCAAUACGUAAACUACUGAGAUUUGGUUCCUAAAAUAAAGCAAUUCUUAUCAUUUUUACUUCCAUUACAGUUAUGAGUACUCACAAAAGUAGUAGAGUAGUCACACCCUCUUUAAAGAGGGUUAUACUACAAAUAAUAAUUUCCAAAAUGUUACGCAGCAUAUUGCGUAUAACAAAUUUAAAUUCAGUGCCCCAGAAAUUCGUAUAAAUGGUAAAAAUAAUAUUUUCCAGCUGAAAACCCAUAAUCAUUAUUUACUUAUAUUUUAAUUUGUUUUUCAUAAAACACACAAAAAUAAAAUAACAUUUUUACCAUUAUCAAGUAUCAAUUUACUUUCAAUUCAUCAACACACUUACAUAUGUAUGUGCGUGCAUAGCAUGAUUGCAUUUCGCAUAUGUUUGUAUGCCUAUGUGAGUGUAAUCUUUACGGAGAGAUUACUAAUUACUAAUAAUUAUUAGAUUAAAAGAAAUAUUUAAUAAAUCAUGGUUAAAUAAAUAAAUUAUAGAAAGUUUAACUUCACGCGUGAUUGCAAAAAGCAAAUAUCAUCGUUUCUUGGAAGCCACCAAAACAAUAAUUUAAAUACAUAUAUAUUGAGAAGGCAUAAUAUUAGUAAUUACAUUCUAAUGCACAUUAAUAUUUUUAUGUAUUGUAUGUCACCACUUGAAUUCCGUAUAUAACUUUUCCAAUUUGUAAUUACAUAAAAAAAUUAUAAGUCGCUUAUGAGUUAAGACAUUGUUUGUAACUAAUUUUACGUAAAUUUUUUUUUUUAAUAUUUUAUGAAUAUCUUAAAAUGUAUAUAAAUAUUUUUUUUUACUGUAUGUAGACCUUAUUUUUAAAUAUACUUUAUUUAAUUUUCUAUUUUUUGCUUUUGGUUGAUUUGCUUUUAAUUUAUUAAUUUCAUUAAUGACUUAUCAAUUUCACCUUUUCACCACACUGACUCGUUAAUCGAUACUUGAAAGAUGUGCUUUUGUGGCAUGCUGCUUUUAUUUACUUAUGUAUAAAUCGUUGGAGUUUAUAUUUAAUAUAUAUAUACGCAUAUAUAUAUAUAAAUUAUAUAUUAUAUAUUAUAUAUUAUAUAUAUAUAUAUAUAUAUAUGUAUAUACAAAUAAUAAUAGAUAUUUAGAAUUUGAAAACUCAUAUUUAAUACUACAAUUAAAAUAUUUAAAGACAUAUUAAGAACAAUAAUAGUUAUUACUGCUAAUUUAUACUAUAUUAAGAAUAAAUGGUUAAGGCAGACAAUUCAGCAUGCAGAGAAUUAAACAAGAAAUAUAUGUUAUUUCAAUGGUAAGAAAGCAAAAAAUAAAAACGAACAUAACCAAACUUAUUUUAAGUGACAAAAAUAAAUGCAACAAAAAAUAUCAUUGUUAUGAAAAAGGUACCACUAUUGAUUUUUAAACUUAAUAGAACUUAUUAAUGAAGAUAUGUAUAUGUUUAUGUCUUGUAAAAAUAUAGUUAAGGUCAACACACAAACUAGUACCGAAACUAAACAUACUGUUACAUUGCAACAAACACAAAUAAUGAAACACUAAAAAGCAGUUACACUGACAUACAUAUAAAACGUCAAUCUAUUGUUAUUGCAAAUUUUAAGAUAACUUUAAUUUCGCAUGGCAAAGUUCGAAUAUUUAUAACGGCUGUACCCUUCUAUACACCGUUUGUCGAAUAGCAUGGUAGGGAUGAUAAUAUGCGCGAAACAACUGUAGACGCUGUAAAAAUAAAAAAUAAAUUGCUAUGGAAAGUUUAACUAAAUAAAAUUAGAUUACACAUAGUUGCACUAUACAAACAUAUAUAAUACAUAUUAAAUAAUAAAAAUAAAAAUUAGAGAUAAAUAUAUAUACAAAUAUAUAUAUAAACAAUACCUAUAUACCAGAAAAACACUAAUUAAUAAUAAUAAAAGAAUAUUGUUAAUUUUGAUUACAAUGAGGCAUACAUAUUAUUAACAAUUACAUACAUAAAUACGAGUAUAAUAAAAACUGCAAAUGAAAAUAAAAGAUUUAUUUGGUUUUAUUUACAUACAUUAAGACAUAUAAAUAACACCGACACAUGAACAACACCACAUUUUAUAUUUAUUACAAAACGAUAUCAAUCUCUGACAUUUGUAUGUAUAUUACUAAAUUAUCGAAAUCGCUAGGUUGAACUUCCAUCUCUACGAAAGAACUUAAGUACCUCUCUCUCACUCUCUCUUUUUGAAAGAACGAAAGAAUCAAGUACCCGCGCAAUGAUUUGGGUACCAUACCUAUGAGUUAAACGAUUAGCAGAGUUUAGAGCAAGAACUUCUACUUGCAUACAUAAGUAGUCAUUUGUAAACCAUUUAAAAUUUAUAUAUACAUAUAUAAAUAUAUAUAUAUAUAGACAUAUACACAUUAAAUAUGUGUACACACUUACAACCAUGAAACUGCUCAUCUAGGCAAAAAUAAACGAAUGAAAAGUAAUCAAACUAAAUAAGUUAAAAAUCUAAUAAAAAAUCUCAAACUAGUUUUCAUUUUUAAUAGCCGAUACAUUGGUACAGAUCUGACAAGUUAUUUUAAAGACAGCAGAUUUGCUACAGCACUACCAAUUCCCUCUCUUUCAUAGAAACAGAAUUUAUUUUUCUAAUAACCAACCGAAGCUACAGACUCAAAUUCCCUGCUCAAAACAAUUUUGUAAUUUUUUAUCUUUAAUUUUCCAUUAAUUUUAAUCUUAACAAAUGUAGAUGACUUCGUUGUAGACACUUUGAAAGCUUUAAUGAGAGAUCAUAGUUAUUGCAAAGAGAGGGACUGACGAUAAACCGAGAAACUUUUGCCGCACCGCGCAUUGAACCAUUUGUCGAAAAUUUGUAUAAAUCUAUAGAAUAUCAAUUUUAUAUUUUAUAUAAAAUUCAAGAUAAAAAAAAUUCAAAAUCACUGAAAGAAUGCGAAAAUAUAUCAUAAGCAAAUGCAGAAAGAAUGAAAGAAUUAAUAAAUAAAAACAAGAAAAACUUGAUAUAAAAUAUACUAGCAAAUGGAAAUGGCAUACAAAUAAUCAUCUAUACAUAAUCAUCAGCACCGCAUAGUAUGAAUUAAUCAGCUAAAUACAAUUGAUAUACAUACAAAUAUACUGGCAUAGAUAUGAAAUACCAUAGUUGUACACAUACGUACCGGAAUGCACAAAGUUUCAGUAGAAUAAAAGUUUGAAGCAAAAUAUAAAAAUAAGGUAAUAAAAUGAUGUAUGUAAAGGAGCAAUGAUAGGUGGGGGCUGAAAAAGUAGAGUAUUGAACGUUUAAAUAUUCAUACAUAACUAUUUUAGUGCGAUUAAAAGGAAGAUUCGGGAAACACUGGCACCGGCACUCUGAGUAAAAAUUUUCUCAAAGUUUGUUUACUCUUAUUUUUGUAUUCAGCUAAUAUUUUAUUUCCUGCGCGAUGAUACGCCAGAGCCUCCUUACAUUAUUACAUAACAAAUUUAUCACCCACUCAGUACAAGAGUUUUUAAAUUAGUUUGGAAACCCCUUUUUUAUGUAAAAGAUAAACGCCCAAAAAUCGUGAAUUAUAUUUGACCUCUUAGGCACAAUAUUUCAGAGAGCUUAUCAUCCACAAAACACACACAGCCUCAUUUGCAAAUUUUACAUACCAAUUCAAUGUAUAAAUAUUUAUGUAUAUGAUAAAUUUAAGUGUAAACAAUUUAAUAUUAUUAUUAUAAAAAUAAUUAUUAUGACUUAUAACGAAGUUGUUGAUCACUGGCGUUGUAAUGCGGCAGUGAGCAGGAAUAAUGUUUAUUCAAGUUCAACGUAACUGUAUUUAAAGAAAGAAUUUUAUUUAAAUGCAAUGACCUAUGUGCAGAUAUUAUUAUGAAUUUAAGUAUUAAAAAUGUAUUGAAACAAAAGAAAAACUGAAGUGUAAUAACACAAAAGAACAACAUCUGUAGUUAAAUAAAUACAAAAUUUAUAUAAGUUAAAAUAAAAAUGUUCAAAACUAUAAAAUA